AGUGACGCACUAUUUACAAAAUGUGCUAAAAUUUUGCUCUAUUUAAACCCCUUCCUUGUCACAUUACACAAUAUAUUUCACCACUCAUAUAUUGAUUUAUUUAUUUAUUACACAAAACAAAUUAAUUAAUAACAAUAGAAAUAUGACUAUCGCCAACUUGCCCGGAGAAUGGCCGGAGCCGAUCGUCCGAGUCCAGUCGCUGGCGGACGCCGGCAUCUCCGCCAUCCCUGAGAGAUACAUCAAGCCUCCCUCCGACCGCCCGUCGCCGCCGCCGCCCCAAAACCCCGCUUCCCGCCACCCCAUUGUCGGGGACGACGACAUCCCGUUGAUCGACGUCGGCCCUCUCUUCGCCGGCGACGCUGCCGCGGCGGCCGCCGUGGCGGCCCAAGUCACGGAGGCGUGCCGGAAGUGGGGGUUUUUCCAGGCGGUGAGGCACGGGGUGGAGCCGGAGGUCAUGGACAGCGCGCGGGAAGUGUGGCGGGAGUUCUUCCACCAGCCGGCGGCGGCGAAGGAGGCGUACUCGAACUCUCCGGCGGACUACGUCGGCUACGGCAGCCGUCUGGGGGUGGAGAAAGGGGCGGUUCUUGAUUGGAAUGACUACUUUUUCCUUCAUUGUCUUCCUUCCGGCUGGAAAGACCAUAGCAAAUGGCCUGCCACUCCCACUCCUCUUAGGGACGUGGUUGAGAAAUACUCGGAGCAAGUUAAUAAGUUUUGUGGAAAACUAAUGAAGAUUCUGUCGACAAACCUCGGAUUAGAGGAAGGAUUUCUACAAGAUGCUUUUGGAGGGGAGAAUUUUGCGGCUUGUUUGAGGGUCAAUUUCUACCCAAAAUGCCCUCAGCCCGACCUCACCCUCGGGCUCUCCUCUCACUCCGAUCCCGGGGGCCUUACCGUACUUUUGCCGGACCCAGAUGUAUCCGGCCUCCAAGUCCGGCAAAAUGGCAACUGGGUCACUGUCAAACCGGUCACCGGAGCGCUCAUUGUUAACAUUGGCGAUCAAAUUCAGGUCUUAAGCAAUGCCGUAUACAAAAGCGUUGAGCACAGAGCAAUUGUGAAUUCAAACCAAGAACGUGUUUCGUUGGCCUAUUUCUACAAUCCUCGAGGAGAUUUACUAAUUCAGCCUGCACAGAAGUUGGUGACACCAGAGAAGCCAGCAUUGUAUGCGCCCAUGACAUUUGACCAAUACCGUCUUUACAUAAGGACCAAAGGACCCAAAGGAAAAGAACAACUUGAAGGAUUUGGAAAAAAACAUCAAGGAUAAUAUUGGUCAUUGUAUAUAUGAGAUGGGCGUGUCCGGCCACUAUUGCAACACAUGUGUAUCUGUUCUUUAUUUUUAUUAGUGUUUCCUUAUAAAUAAGAAAAACUUAGAGCACUG
Molecule: messenger RNA, 1372 nt
Organism: Cuscuta campestris
Lineage: Eukaryota; Viridiplantae; Streptophyta; Magnoliopsida; Solanales; Convolvulaceae
Source: the annotation of a GenBank genome assembly